CACAGCGGAUCUGACACUGAGAGUUCCCUCCACACACACCGCUCCAACAGACGCCAACACUGACUGAUCCUCUGACUUCAUUUUGAUCCUCUUUGGAGAUUUUUUUUUAAUUUCUGCUUCUCCGAUUUAACCCUUGGAUUUGUUCUGGAUUUUACGCACUUAUUCUUUGGACCUGUGGUGCUUUCUGCCCUGGACGCUCGUGCCCACACGUCAUGGCGCGGUUGUUACUAUCGUGUCUCCUGCUGUUUGUCUCCGCGCACACGGCUCUCUCCUCCGGUGUCUUCGAGCUGAAGAUCGACUCCUUCAGCAGCUCCCGCGGCGUCUGUCGGCACCAGUCCCGGGACUGCCAGAUCUUUUUUCGCGUGUGCCUCAAGCACUCGCAGGACGUCAUCAACCCGGAGCCUCCGUGCACGUACGGAACUGCGCUAACAGAAAUCUUCGGGGCAGACUCCAACUCCAUCUCCGAGAGUUCGCCCAUCAGGGUUCCGUUCCACUUCAAGUGGCCGGGGACUUUCUCUCUCAUCAUUGAAGCCUGGAACGCGGAGUCUUCUGGACUCGGGUCUACAGAGAACCAGAACAACCUCAUCAGCCGACUGGCGACCCGUCGCAGGCUCACUGUUGGCGAGGAGUGGUCCCAGGAUGUUCACUUUGGGGACCAGAGCGAACUGAGAUACUCUUACCACGUUGUCUGCAACGAGUUCUACCAUGGCGAGGCGUGCUCCGCCUACUGCAGGCCACGUAAUGACACCUUUGGACACUACACCUGUGAUGAGGAUGGGAACCGGCAGUGUCAGGAGGGCUGGAGGGGCGAGUACUGCUCGGAUCCCAUCUGUACAGCGGGGUGCAGCGAGCAGCAUGGCUUCUGUGAGUCUCCCGGGGAGUGUGUGUGUCGGCAGGGCUGGCAGGGCGAGCGCUGCGAUGAGUGCGCCCGACACCCCGGCUGCCUGCACGGGACCUGCCAGCAGCCCUGGCAGUGCAACUGCAAGGAGGGCUGGGGGGGUCUGUACUGUGACCAAGACCUGAACUACUGCACCAACCAUAAGCCGUGCCAGAACGAUGCUUCAUGCACCAACACCGGCCAGGGCAGCUACACCUGCACCUGCAGACCAGGGUUCUCCGGCAAAAACUGCGAAAUUGAGACAAACGAGUGCGACAGCAACCCCUGCAAGAACGGAGGCAGCUGCAAGGAUUUGAUCAGCGAUUACUCCUGCGCAUGCCCUCAGGGAUUCUACGGGAAGAACUGUGAAAUCAGCGCAAUGAGGUGCGCUGACGGGCCUUGCUUUAACGGAGGAACCUGCAUUGAGAACAUCGCUGGCGGAUAUAGUUGCCGCUGCCUGGCUGGGUUCACGGGCUCCAACUGUGAGAAGAGGAUAGACAAGUGCAGCAGCAACCCCUGCGCUAACGGCGCUCAGUGUUUGGACCUUGGGAAGCGUUUCAUGUGCCGCUGUCGGCCUGGCUUCACCGGCACUCUCUGCGAGACCAACAUCGACGACUGCGCCAGCAACCCCUGCCGCAACGCCGGCACCUGCAUCGACGGCGUCAACGACUACACGUGCUCCUGCACGCUAGGCUACACCAGUAAGGACUGCUCUGUGCGUACCAGCCCCUGCAACCAAUUCCCGUGCGAGAACGGGGGCACCUGUUACACCCACUUCACCGGCCCAGUGUGCCAGUGUCCGACAGGCUUUAUGGGCGCUCGCUGUGAGUACCCUGUGACCAAGACAACGAUAAAACCGCCUGUGAAUGCAGAUUCCCCUCCAGCGCUGAUCGCUGCUAUUACCCUUGGCCUGGUGACGCUGAGCCUUCUGAUGUGCGCCGCUGUCCACAUUCUCCGCCAGCUCCGUCGGGGCAGGGCGCUGGCCAUGUCUACAUCGGUGAAAAACGACUUGGAGACUGUCAACAACCGCAACGCGGUGAUUGGUGGCGGCGGUCCUAAUAAUGGCGGCUUACCUGGAGCACCGCUGGGCAGCCUAAGAGAGAAGGAGGCCUUCCUCAUCUCCGGAGGGCAUCUCAAAGUGUCCAAUAAGGACGCAGCUCUGGUGGAGAAGUGCGAUGACAGCAUGGCCAUGUUUAAAAAUAAAAUGGCCGACUGUAACCUGGCGAAGGAGGAGCAGCACCUGGCCAAGAACAAGUUAGACCUUAGAAAGUGUGACUCGUCCAUCAUCACACCUCCUCUCAGUUUUGUGAAAGACAGCUUGUAUCACCCAGUGUUCAUCAUCCCAGAGCAGAUGGAGCAGUGUGUGUUUGCUACUGAGGUAUAACCUCCAGUUCUCAGACCGCCAGCUAAGGAACUUUACUGCUUAAGGCCUGAAACUUUCCGUCCAGAACCCAGAGGAUCUGAUCUCCACACAUUUUAUUUAAUAUUUAUAACUGCUGCUCAGUGGAAAGAGACCGAACAAAAGGACUUGUUUCAUCCUCCUCUGCUUCGAUACUGAUAUUGUUUGGAUGAUUUUAAAAGAACGAGUAGUGAAAAGAGGAAAGACUGAAUGUCUGGCAUCAUUUGCACUAUUUAUCUUUUUUAUACUUUAAAUCUUAAUAUAAUUUUUUUCUGUGUAUCUGGAUUUUUUUUUGUGAACAAGAGGACGUACAUUAUCGGAACUGUCCGCCAAUCAGAGACACCGGUGCCUUUAGCAACGCUCCCCAAUCAAUACAGCAAUUGUUCCCUGCAUUUAAUCAACUCACAGGAGGACCUGUUUACAGGAACGGAGAAAUUCCCUCACACAUCAUAAGAAGAUGACGAGUUUGUGUCUGGCUUUCUGUCGUCACGCCGUUCUUUGAAAGUUAUGCAUCACAUUGUGGCCUGUAGGAAAACGAACAUCAGCAGCUUUACAAUCACAUCCAGUCCUACGAACUCUCAAGUGCCUCUUUUUCAAUGGGACAUUAAUCCAGGACUCAGGAUGAGAGGAUUUUGUUUGUUCUGAAAGCCAGUGAGAGUGUAUCCUUAUCCACAGUCCUUGGAAAACCAUUCCUAUCCACUGGAAUCAGCACCUUUUUAAUGGCAGAUGGAUCAGGUGUGCCGAUCCAGUCCUCCGCCAAGCCCUCGUAGACAGAACUUAUUCUCGUAUCCUGGUCUAAUCCCAGUGUGAAGAGGUUUUGGGUGAACCAGGAAGAAUUAGACCCUCUAUCACCUAUCCAAUCAGCCGUUUCCCGAAUUCCCCCCUCAUGAGCAGUGUUGGGUAACACUACUUUUAAAAGUGAGUCAUUAUAUCACACGAUGACAGCUGCUAAAAAACAACAGUAGCACCUCUGGGUUACCUAAAGAUGAAGCUCUUCUGCAAUCAUAGUGCUAAAAUGGCCUGAAGCCGACUGGGCCACAUACCCAUGUGUCAUUCUGCAGAACAGUUUACAGCCUGUAAUGUUAAACUCUGCAGCCUAAUAACAGAUAACAGAUGAUAUGACCGUUGCAGCACUUUAUUGGGCUGAAAAUGAACAAGGCAGAGGCCGGCUUAGUCUAAGCCAGCUGCAUGCUGUAGGUUUAGCUUCUGCAGGGUUGCAGCUACCUGCAAGAAACUGGAAGGAGGCACGCGCUUCUUAGAUAGUCUUUGCUUUAUUUUGGUGACAAAGGAGAGAUAAUUGUCUCUCUUUAUGAGUAGUGGAUAACUUAUAUGAUAAAGUAUGGAUAAAGGAGAUAACUUUGAUAACUCUGAACAUUUUAUUUUUACAACUAAAAGUAAUCCAUGAACUCAGAUGCAAUGAUUCUCCACUGGCAUAGCCUCAGGACUCACCAGCAUCUCCUGUCCAACCCAAACUCUUCAAACAAUCAGAUUUAUUUAAUGAAAAUGAUGUAGUUUGGACAUCAGCAUGGACUUGGAAUCUCUGCUCUGUAGGAUUUCUUCAAUUCCCCCAACACUGCUCAUGAAAACGCCUUGCUUUGACAAUUUUAAAGAAAAGCAUUUGUAUGGACUGUUAAACUCAAGCUGAGCUGGUUUCACCAAACUCCUCCUGUUUUCUAAUGAACUUCUAUUCCCGGACUGUUGGUGUUUACCUUUCUAUGAAUCAAACCUUGCUGCCUAUAUGAACCUCUGCUGCCACAGCAAGUUAACAGGAAUCAGUAAAAAAAAAAAAGUCUGCAGCCACCCUUUAACAUUCCCAAAACUCAAUCUGAAGAUUGAGUCUGAUCACAGCCACGGCUGCGGCUGUUUUCAUUUUAUAUUUAAAGUAAAAAGUCAUCAGUGAAGUUCCCUUUCUUUCUUUUCUUUUUAUCUAUUUGAUACCAAAAAUAUGUGUUGUUCCUGUGUAGUCAUGUCUUCGUACUCUCUUUGUUAAUUUAAGAAAACAAUGCAAUGUGUACAUAUCCUGCAGAAGAUAGUUUUCCUAUUUAAUUUUGCCCUUUGUAAAUAAUGUUGUAUUUAUGAAAGAGAAUUGUAUAUAUGUCUAUGUUAAUGUGCCUAAUGUCUCAUUCAGAA
Messenger RNA from Cheilinus undulatus (humphead wrasse), 4406 nucleotides. It is a transcript of the gene dlc, whose product is annotated as deltaC. Gene Ontology annotation, cellular component: protein-containing complex; plasma membrane. Lineage: Eukaryota; Metazoa; Chordata; Actinopteri; Labriformes; Labridae. Gene Ontology annotation, biological process: Notch signaling pathway; multicellular organism development; heterophilic cell-cell adhesion. The record is from RefSeq and is a predicted model, not a curated record. The transcript is spliced from 10 exons. Bases 213 to 2261 code for a protein of 682 amino acids. Gene Ontology annotation, molecular function: calcium ion binding.